Molecule: messenger RNA, 828 nt
Organism: Sordaria macrospora k-hell
Lineage: Eukaryota; Fungi; Ascomycota; Sordariomycetes; Sordariales; Sordariaceae
Source: RefSeq, a predicted model, not a curated record
AUGGAAAGACCGAAGCGCCAACUUGCCAACAUUCAUCAGUUGGAAAAUGAGGCGCCCAUCCAAGUGGAAUUUUAUCUCGUCAUGUUCUCCCUCUUUUCCCAGCUUCGGAAGCUCUUUGGGGCAAAGCCCCUAGCCGACGAAGCGACCGACUCAAUUGAGGUCAAGUCAGUCGAGACAACUCAAACAGACACCUCCUACUCCAAGGAGGUCGGCCAUCAACAACCCCCGCCAGCCCCAACAUGGGCCAUCCCUCUCUGCGGUCCACUCCUCAGCAGACUCUUGUCUAAGAACGACACCUCCAAUACUACAACCAACCUCAACGCCAAGGGCAAGAAGGACCUCGAGAAGGACGACUUCGUCAUCAUCAACCCCUUCACCGAAGAUGAUUCCUCUCCAGAGGAAGAGCCAGUGCAGACUAAGGAGAAGCUCCUCUGCGACUUUGAUUUCGAGAACCGACCUGGAGGAGGAAGAAAGUUCGUGAUGGACUUGACGAAAGACCUGGACGAGAUCGUCGACCCGAACGAAAUCAUGUUUCUUGUCAACUUAUUGGAGACACUCAGGGACGGUGUCGCCAUGGAUGCUCUCAUGCGUCCGUCGACUCGCUUCUCGGGGGAUAUGAUCAAGGUUAGAGCCGCGAGGUGGGCGGAUAAGGUGGGUGAACAGGUGGAUGAAUAUCUGAAGGUUGAGAAGGAAAAGGUUGAGAGGAUUCGGAAGAAGGCGGAGGAUCUUAGUGAGGAGGAGGAUGAUAGGGUGGUUUGGCAAGAAGCGGUUGAUAGGACAUUGAAGGACAGAGGGGUAUUGAAGGCCAUUCCGAACAUCGAAGGUUGA